Molecule: messenger RNA, 2156 nt
Organism: Drosophila albomicans
Lineage: Eukaryota; Metazoa; Arthropoda; Insecta; Diptera; Drosophilidae
Gene: MED17
Product: mediator of RNA polymerase II transcription subunit 17
Exons: 4
Coding region: 62-2005 (647 amino acids)
Biological process (GO): regulation of transcription by RNA polymerase II
Cellular component (GO): mediator complex; core mediator complex
Molecular function (GO): transcription coregulator activity
Source: RefSeq, a predicted model, not a curated record
UUGUUUUUUUUUUGCGUUUGCAAAAGCAAAUGCCCGGCUCUUGGAAGAUUAGCGCAAAAAGAUGUCCAACUCGGUGAAUAUAUCGGUAGAAACAACAUGCGAGAAUCAAAUACGUGAAAUUGCCUACGAUGGCACAGAGCUCUAUCAACCGCCGCCGACGCUUUCGGAGAGUCUUGCAAAAUGUGCGGCUCGCAUUGAUUUCAGCAAAACGUCACUAGACAAUAUAAAAAAGGAAGAAAAAUCCGCAGCUGCAGCCGCCGAUGAUGACAAUAAGGAUGCAAAUCAGUUUCAGGAAAGUUUGUGGCCCUGGGAUGCGGUGCGAAAUAAACUCAAAGAUGCUUAUACCGAAAUCUGCGUGCUAACCGAUGUCAUAUCGAUUGCAAAAGAUAAGCGCUAUUUAGUAUUGGAUCCUCUGUUGGAGGAGCCCGACGACACCAAGCCCAUUGUGCAGGUUUAUAGUCGCAAAAAGGCCAUUUCUCAGGCCGCCCAAGUGCUGCUCGGUGGUGCCGAAAGGAUUCGCAACGCGCACAGCGAGCAACGCAGUCGUAACGUUUCCGACUUUCAUAUUGAGCUGCUGCGUUUGCGUCAGAAUUGGCGACUGAAAAAGGUGUCCAAUGCCAUCAUUGGUGAUCUUAGCUAUCGCACAGCGGGCUCCAAGUUCGGUAUGAGUGGCACCUUUGAGGUGACCAAGGCAGAGGAUGCACUGGACGACGAGAACUCAGGGAAUAACACGGGAGGCUCGGCGAAUUCGAGCAGUAGCAGUAGCAAUAAUGGCAUGCAGCUGAAGGCAAGCUCGGCAUUGAGGGUUAUUGUACCCUCCGAGCUGCAGGGCGUCGCUUAUAUUAAGGUCAUCACACAGAAAGAUCAAGAGGAUCUAUGCACAGCACAGGUGAAUCUAAUGGGCCAUGGACAAAAUUUAACAGCUCAGGUUGGAGUCUGGCAAAAGACGUUGGAGUUUGCCCAGAACGUGCUCUUCUGCAAGGAACUCUUCGCUCAGCUGGCUCGCGAAGCCAUUCAGCUGCAAGCGCCCAUUCCACACGUAGUCAUUGGCAAUCAGAUACGUGCCACGCUGCUGCCCAACAUACAACUCAUUAUCUCGCUGUGCCACUCCACGAGCUUCGAUUCCAGCCAACCGGCACCCAUCAACGAUCACGAUCAUGUGCUCGAGCAUUCGCUGCAUCAGCUGCUGCGCGAGGUGCACUACAAGAACUCACAUCAUCCGUUUCCCCAUCCAGCCAGCGCACCUCUCGGGCCCAGCAAGAAACGCAUGCUUGCGGGACCCACAGCUGCUGAUCGUGAUGCGUUGCUGGACAUGACCAAGACCCAAACGAUACUGGAGCAAAUCAUUGCACAAGCUCAGCACAUUUUUAUGCGCAAGCGCACACAAUAUGUAUUGGAUACAUUGGCGCGUGAUGUCAAGGAUCCGCAAAUUGUGUCGCAUUGGAAUGCCAUGAACAGUCCAACGAUGUCGUGUGUCAAGAUUAAUAUUGUUACACACGGUUACGAUGCCAUUGGACGCACUUCGCUGGUCAUACAUGUCAAGGAGCGUUCACUGAAAUGCAUUUGUCGCGAUGGACGAGUUAUGCGGCUGUCCUACGAACCGCAAGAGUUGCGUGAUCUAAUACUCUGUCAGAUCAAUUCGCAUCAGAUCAGUUGUCUGGUGAGUCUGGCACGUUGCAUGGCCUGGACGGUGCUCUCAAAUAGCAAUCAUCUGGGCAUUGGCAAAGUGGAACCGUUGGGCAAUGCCAGCUCCUGUUUGCUGGCCUCGCCCAACAGCGAUCGCAUGAUUGCUGUGCAGAUACGUUGCGAUCCGCAGAUUGAUGUUAAGGUAUAUAUAGCGCGCAGUCCGCGGCAGGACUUCUUUCCGAGUCCGUUGGUGCCGGAGAAGUUCUGGGAGAAUCUUGGUGGCAAUUUCAAGGAGGUGCGCUUCGACAAAAUCGAGGGCAAGAGUUUUCUCAAUAAAAUGGAAUUUCUGAUGGCAUCGCUGACCAGCAACACGGCAUGAUUAAGUUCGAUCUAGCAACUAGCAUUAUUAUUAUUUAUAUGAUUAUCAAAACAAGCGUUACUUAAGUAAGCACACAACAAACAGAAAGUAUGUACAAGCGUUGAUUCAGGAUGCAAUUAAAGACAGCAGCCUUAGCGCUGCAUGUUGUAAA